Molecule: messenger RNA, 681 nt
Organism: Culicoides brevitarsis
Lineage: Eukaryota; Metazoa; Arthropoda; Insecta; Diptera; Ceratopogonidae
Exons: 4
Coding region: 1-681 (226 amino acids)
Cellular component (GO): plasma membrane
Source: RefSeq, a predicted model, not a curated record
AUGGAAUUUGGAUUUUCAACACUAAAAACUGUCACAAUAACUUAUAAUGUGUUAUCAGUGGUUUGUGGCAUAACUCUCAUAAUUCUGGGAGUAUCGAACUUGGAUGAGGCCAAAGACUUGAACAACAUCACCGGAAACAACAUUCCGACGUAUUUGAUGAUAUUUCUGACAAUUCUGGGAAUAUGUUUUAUCACUUUACGCCUUAUUGGCUUCGGAGGUUUUUGUUUUACUAAAAAGUGUUUAGUUUGGACGUACGCAACUGUUUCGUUGUCACUUUCGACGAUGUUGAUUCUCACAGCUCUCAUAAUUUAUUUUACGAAAAAUACGUUUGCGGAUCUCGGAUAUGAUCGAACGAUAAAGUUCUUUUUCGAAUAUCAUCGGGAAGAAAUUGUGCAUAAAUUGCAGGAAAAGUACGAAUGUUGCGGAGCAUUGUCGCCUUCGUACUGGAUAGAUUUGCCGGAUUCGUGUUGCUUGAAUCAACGAUGUGAUAUUUUGAGUACGCUGCUGAUGGGAUGCGCGCCAAGGUUUCGUGAAUUGAUAUUGACGAGUGCGUCGGUGAUACAAUGGACAUCGAUUGGAGUGAGUGUAGCGGGGUUAUUCGGCGUCAUCCUCUCUUAUUGGAUUUGGAGCCAACACAAUUCCCAAAAAGAUCCCGACGAAGAAGAAAGCGAAACGACAUAA